UAUUUAUUUUUAGGUAGAGCGCCCUCCCUCAGUGACCUACUGCGACGAUACAGUUAAGCUCCAUUGAUCAAAGCAUGCUCCCAAUGAGUCAUAUAUCAAUAGCGCCGAAGUGUUAAUGAUGAUGAUGGCCAUUUCCCACGUGGACCGCACGUGUGCUAACGGUGCGAUCCUCCAGGACAGGUUUCCGCAUGCCACCCCGGCUCCAGGACGCUGGAGGAAUACAUAUGACCCGGGUGGACACUAGAUAUAUAUACCUGGCCAGGACUACCCCCACCGCCACUUCUCGUCCUGUCCACGGUCUGUCACCAUGCUCAUUGAUAUCAUUAUUACAGGUGCGAAGAGGCCUCCCUCUGGAGCGGUUCUCGCUUCCUGACAACGCCACCGCCAUCCGGGAGAACAUCGCCACCUCCUUCAGUUGCCAGUCACGGAGCUACGGCUAUUACGCCGACCUGGACAAUGACUGCCAGCUAUUCCACGUCUGCCUUCCUGUCGUAUGGGACACCGACGGCACCGAGCAGACCUUCAUGUGGAGUUUCAUCUGCCCCCAGGAAACCAUCUUCAACCAGGAAAGGUUCAUAUGCGCAAGACCUGAAGACGCAGUGCCCUGCCAAGAAGCCGCCAUGUUCUACAGCCUCAACGAAAGAUUUGGCGAGAGGCCUUCGCUGAACGAGCCCACAGAGCCUAGUGAUUUCGAGUCCACGGUCACAGUGAUAGACGCUCGAUGACCAAAAAAUAUAGUUAUCAAUAGUAUCAUCAGUUUAAAACUAAACAUUGUAGCUUAAUUAAACGUUUUUUAUACUUUUGUAAUAUACAGUGGAGCUCAUUUAAAUACCCUGUUAUCAGCAACUAGAUAAAAACGAACAUGUAAUGACAA
Nezara viridula (southern green stink bug) is the source of this 874-nucleotide messenger RNA. Lineage: Eukaryota; Metazoa; Arthropoda; Insecta; Hemiptera; Pentatomidae. The record is from the annotation of a GenBank genome assembly.